AUGCAGUCGAUUAUUGUUUCUUUUGCUGCGAUUCUGGCUGCCACCACAAUUGCCGUGCCCGUUGCGAUGAUGAAGCCGAGACAGAUCGGCGAUAAUUCAUCUCCUGUCGACAUGGUCCUUUCGCAAGUUGGAACACAUCUUCCUGGUGCUAAUGACAAAGCCCUCAAGACAAACGGCACCGCCAAACCCAAGGAUCCGCUCAGCAGUCUCACCGGGCUUACUAAAGGGCUUGGACUCUAG
This is a messenger RNA of Xylaria bambusicola, 240 nucleotides long. RefSeq lists its product as uncharacterized. Bases 1 to 240 code for a protein of 79 amino acids. NCBI's taxonomy places the organism in Eukaryota, Fungi, Ascomycota, Sordariomycetes, Xylariales, Xylariaceae. The transcript has 2 exons. The record is from RefSeq and is a predicted model, not a curated record.